AUGGAAGAAAUCAAUCCAUCAUACAUUCUAUCAGAAGAAUACAGGCCUAAACACGUAAUCACCGAAGGCGAAGGAAUCCCGUUGAUCGAUCUCACUCCGAUAACCAACCGAGAAAUGUCAGCCGGCUCUAACAGUAAGGCAGUGGAAGAGCUUGCCGCUAAGAUAGGGGAGGCUUGCAGGACAUGGGGGUUCUUCACGGUGAUCAACCAUGGCGUGCCUUCGGAUAUUCGGAGAAGAAUUAUGGAGGCGUCGAGGAAGUUCUUCGCGCUGCCGCUGGAGGAGAAGAAGAAGGUGAGCAGAGAGGCUCAUAACACAGCAGGGUUUCAUAACGAUGAGCAUAGCAAAGACUUCAAGGACUGGAAAGAAGUUUAUGAUUUUUAUGUAAAUGAUGGGUGCUAA
Messenger RNA from Malus domestica (apple), 399 nucleotides. Lineage: Eukaryota; Viridiplantae; Streptophyta; Magnoliopsida; Rosales; Rosaceae. The record is from RefSeq and is a predicted model, not a curated record.